GAGUCAUCAUAAUUUAAGAAUCAAAGCUCGGAGCAUCCAGGAAAAUCAGGAAUCACCCCACGACCUGAGAGGAGUUUAUUUAUGCCGUGGAUUAAAAUGGGUUCAGAGGAGAGCGCGCGGUGUCUGCUGGACGCGGCGGCCGCUCAGCGUUGGAUCACAGAGACUCUGAGCAGCAUCAGGACCGCUCGAGCGGUGCGGGCAGGAGCGGUGCUCGGACCCUGUGCUGGAGCUCACAGCAUCGCCUUCAUCGCCUGCAAGUGCUCGGACAGACGAGCCGCCGCCUGCGUGCUCCAGAUCGACCCAUCAGAAUCCAGUGAAUAUCUGCAAAUGGUUCAGUCUGCAAGGAAUUCGGAGGAACAAAAUCUAGAGGCGUAUAUGAAGAACGGACAUCUCUAUUUUAGAGCCAUAAAGGACAUUCCUGAACACACAGAGCUUUUGGCUUGGUAUGGGAGAGAUCUAGCCAAACUGCUUGGCCUCAGCACUGAACGAAAGAACACAACAGGGUUCAUUUGCUUUCAGUGCAAACAGAAAUUCCUCUUUGAAUUCCCUCUUCUGGCACACCAGAGGUUCUUCUGCACAGAGAAACCCACAAACUUUCUAAAUACAUUCACCAGGCCCGAAAUCCAUCCACAGAGUAACAAACCCACCACAGACUUUCACAACUUAGCACGAGAGCUGGAGAACUGCAGGAAAAACAAAGAUACAAAAAACACCAAACGAAGACAUUCUCUGGAAUCAGACUCAGAUGAGAGCGACAGCGAACCCUCAUCGUUGGAUGGAGAUAAAAAGGUAUCAGUGAAAAGGUUUCGUCUAAAUGGAGUGAAUAGCCAUUCCUGGUCGUCAUCCAGCAAAACGUCUUUCAGCGGGAGUUCAAAUUCUCAGUUCAGCCCAACAAAGAGCCAUGACAACCCCACAGCAGAUCCAGACAGCGAGGAUUUAAGGUGUAACAAAAGAGUAACAAAGUCUGAAUUCUCCUCAAAAAAGUUGCCUGAUGUUCCAGAUGACCUGAAAAGUGCAUUUAAGCAACCUCCUCGCAUAACAUCCCAUAUCCCACUUCUAUCAGCCAGUUUUCCCAAAAACUCAACAUCAGUCCUUCCCAACAUUCUACCUCUCAACUUCCAGAGCUCUACUGUUCUAUAUAAGGAAAUUCCCAAACAGUUGGCUCUCAUUCCCAGUGCAAACCUUUGGCCUAAAACAUCCCGACAGCCGCCUACUCCUCCUCUUCAGUCGCUGUUACCUCGCCCUCUGUCGUCUUCUAUUGGUUUACCCAUGCAAAACUGGUGUGCUAAAUGUAAUAUCUCCUUCCAUAUGACUUCAGACCUGGUGCAGCACAUGAGGUCCCACCACAAGACGGCGCUGUCUGUCGAGAAACAAAACAGACGAGGAGACGAAAGGCUGAAGUGCCAAAUAUGCAACGAGGCGUUCAGAGAGCGCCAUCAUCUCUCACGUCACAUGACCUCUCAUAUGUAGCCCAUGAGAAAAAAACAUCGCACAAAAACUUAGUAAACAGAAAUAAUAUAUCAUGAAGUGGGUAACUUGUGUGUGCCCUAAUGCUAUUUAAGGGUGUACACCACAGGUGUCAAACUGGAGGGCCAUAGCUCUGCACAGUUUUGCUCCAACCUUAAUUAAACACACCUGAUCCAAUUAAUUGUCCUUCAGGCUUGUUUGGAACGAACAAGUAGGUGUGUUGGACCAGAUAUUGGAACUAAACAGUGCAGGGCUUGAUACCCCAUGAGGUUACAAGAGAGCAUUUGAAAAGGGCAGAAAAUAGAUUAUUCUUGCUAAAAAAUAAUUUAAUUUAUUUAAGUAAUUAUUUACUAUAAGUUAUUUACUAUUUAAUCAUUUAGUAUUUAAAUAUAGUAAUUUAAGAAUUUUAAAAAGUGAUUUCAGACUCAGACAUGCAAACCCUGAAAAGUCUUAAAACUACCUACUACAAGUAGCUUUUCUUUUUGUUUUGUAGGUGUGUUUUAAAAAUGAAUAUGAUUAGAUGGUUUUAGAAUUAAGUAAUAGUGUUUGUAUUAUUAUUAAAUAAAAUAUUUGGGUAACUCUGCCAAAAAAUAGCCAAUUUAUUUGAUAUUUUUAAAAAUAUAUUUUUAAUAACACUGUAUUUUAUCUUUCGUGCCCAUUUGGGAUGUGUGUUAACUAAUUUUGUGGGGGGGGAUGCUGUAUAAAUGAAUAUAGUUCAAUGCUAUUAGUUUUAUUUUUAAUAAAAUAAAAGCAAAGCUUUUUGUGAA
Danio rerio (zebrafish) is the source of this 2234-nucleotide messenger RNA. The record is from RefSeq and is a predicted model, not a curated record. Lineage: Eukaryota; Metazoa; Chordata; Actinopteri; Cypriniformes; Danionidae.